Messenger RNA from Platichthys flesus (European flounder), 1494 nucleotides. It is a transcript of the gene fkbp7, whose product is annotated as FKBP prolyl isomerase 7. Lineage: Eukaryota; Metazoa; Chordata; Actinopteri; Pleuronectiformes; Pleuronectidae. Gene Ontology annotation, molecular function: calcium ion binding; peptidyl-prolyl cis-trans isomerase activity. The record is from RefSeq and is a predicted model, not a curated record. Bases 48 to 704 code for a protein of 218 amino acids. The transcript has 4 exons.
CACAGCGAGUGAAGAACGAGAAGUUGCCACGAAGGCACCGCAGCACGAUGUGGAGCGUGUUGACCUGCACCCUGUGCCUCCUGGUGGCCUCGCAGCUCGGCGUCCGGGGUGUCCGGGCCUCGGCCGCUGAGCUGGAACCCGAGGUGAAGACUGAGGUCGUGUUCAGACCCGAGACGUGCACACAGAGGAGCAAGAGAGGAGACCUGGUCAACGUGCACUACGACGGAUUCCUCGAGGAAAAUGGGUCCCAGUUCUACUGCAGUCGGUCAGACAAAUCUGGCCACCCUCAGUGGUUCGUGUUGGGCAUCGGACAAGUCAUCAAGGGCCUGGACAUCGGGAUGAUGGACAUGUGUCCUGGAGAGAAGCGAAAGAUAACGGUCCCCCCUGCCCUGGCAUUUGGAGAGAAGGGCAAACAUCCGGUGCCGCCCAACGCCACAGUGGUCUUUGAGGUGGAGGUCUACUCAGUGUCCAGGGGACCACGUAGUAUGGAAGCUUUUGGAGAGAUGGACAACGAUAGCGACAAAAGUCUCUCAAAGGCUGAGGUGAAAGAAUAUCUGAAACUGUCGUAUGAGAAAGGAGGGAAGCCACGCGACGACGCUUUCUAUGAGAAGAUCAUGGCCGACAUUUUCCACAAGAGCGACCAGGACAAAGACGGAGUGAUCAGUGCAAAGGAGUAUAACAUCUAUCAACAUGACGAGCUCUAGGCUCAGAAGUAGUUGAUCCUGUCAUUGCUGUUUAUAUAACUUUGGUCAAUCAGACAUUUAGUUAAACAUGAAAAGGUGAAGGAAGUGGAGUUUGUUUGGUCUACACACCUCGCUGGGCCUCGUCCCAUCUUCUUCUUAAUGGUUUGAAUUCUGCAGAAGUGAAUCUCUUUCUUUUCUGUUGUUGAUUUCUCCUCAUAUCAUGUUUCAUUGGUUAAAUGACAACAAUAUUGAGUAUAAGUCCUGCAUUGAGACCCUGUGGUCGACUGUAGAUUGGAUUGGAUCUCAUGGCUGUGACUUCUUCAAAAUAAAGUCAUGAAAAUGUCAAAAACACCAAUCACACAGAUAGAAAUUCUGUGGAAUCCCCCUUUAGCAGUUUUCUAAUCUCAGUUUCAUAAUGAAUGUUCCCUUUUAAAAGCAGACAGGAUUCAAAGUAUUCGCUUAAAAUAACUAAUGACUAAUCCCUAACAUCACUAAAUGUAAGUUAUGUCCUUUUUCAUUCAAUGUGCCGCACAGUGGACAAACCACAACAUUGCACAAUGCAGUAAAGUAAUGUUGUAACAAUGGAACGUGUCAUGUGAGAAUCUGAGAUGUUGGUUCAUGUUGACACAGGAACCAACAAUAGCUCAGUUUUUCCUUCUUCCUGUGGAUUUUCUGCCCUCGAACCUGCAGUGCUGCACCAGUAUGUCCAGAUGUAAAUUAAAGGAAAUCUGGCUGAGAUUUCAAAAUCAUGGAUGAUAAAGAGGCACAUGGUGAAUUGUUGUUGUCUGGAUAAAUGUGUGGAAAACUACAA